This is a messenger RNA of Schistosoma intercalatum, 3756 nucleotides long. Lineage: Eukaryota; Metazoa; Platyhelminthes; Trematoda; Strigeidida; Schistosomatidae. The record is from the annotation of a GenBank genome assembly.
GAGUUAAUUUAGGGGGUCACGGACGCAUAGCGCGAAUUAUGUCAACUCUUGGAAGGAAAGCAAGUGUUGCUCGCUAUAAUCGAGACUCAUUGAUAUCUGAUGACUUGAUACAGUCAAUAAACACUGAAGUAUACCAACGCAAAUAUGUUUUCGAAGUUGCUUGGGAGGUGGUCAAUAAAGUUGGUGGAAUAUAUACUGUCAUCCGUACUAAGGCUGCAUCUGCUGUAGAGGAGUUGGGUGACCGUUAUAUUUUAUUUGGCCCACUUAAUGAAGUAUGCAUGAGGACUGAAGUAGAUGUUGCAGAGCCAACAAAUGAGGCAUUGAAGCGUACUGUUAAAGCCAUGCGUGAGCAUGGCACAAAAGUAGUUUUUGGUCGGUGGCUUAUUGAGGGCUAUCCCAACGUUGUUCUGUUUGACAUAGGAUCAUCAGCUUGGCGCAUCGAUUCUUGGAAAAAAGAACUGUGGGAAUCUUGUAAUAUUGGAAUUCCGGUCCAUGAUACUGAGUGUAAUGAUGCCGUCAUCUUUGGAGCACUUGUUGCCUGGUUUUUGAAAGAAUUUGCUGAAAAUGUCAGAGAACUAGAAACUGACCCUCAACCACCAAUUAUUGCACACUUUCAUGAGUGGCUCACAAGCAUUGGUUUAGUAUUUACGCGUACACGUCAUCUUCCUGUUGCUACUGUGUUCACUACACAUGCAACACUUUUGGGUCGUUACUUGUGUGCUUCCUCUGUUGAUUUAUAUAACCAUCUUUCGGAUUUUGAUCUAGAUAAGGAAGCUGGCGAUCGAAAUAUUUAUCAUCGUUAUUGUCUUGAACGUGCGGCCGUUCAUUGUGCACACGUAUUUACAACUGUAAGUAAAAUUACUGGCUUGGAAAGUAAGUUUCUUUUGCGAAGAGAACCAGACAUCAUCACUCCAAAUGGUCUUAAUGUUAUUAAAUUUGCUGCACUUCAUGAGUUUCAAAAUCGUCAUGCAUUGGCUAAAGAAAAGCUGAAUCAAUUUAUUCAAGGACAUUUUUACGGACAUUAUGAUUUUGAUUUGGACAAAACAUUGUAUUUUUUCAUUGCUGGACGUUACGAAUUCCAGAAUAAAGGAGCUGAUAUAUUUAUCGAGUCACUGGCUCGUCUUAAUCAUCAUUUAAAACAAGCACAAACUGAUGUCACUGUCGUAGCGUUCCUCAUUUUUCCAGCUCAUACGAACAGUUUUAACGUGGAUUCGUUUCGUGCACAAGCUAUUGUAAAACAACUACGUGAAACAGUGAAUUCAAUUCAAAGUGAAAUGGGACAUAGGUUAUUUGAAGUGUGUCUUCGAGGGCUUAUUCCUCAAGGAUCUGAUAUACUUACUCAGGGUGAUGUAUUUCGUCUUAAACGUUGUAUAUAUGCAACACAACGAAAUAAUUUGCCCCCUAUUUGUACACACAAUGUUGUUCAAGAUAAUAUCGACCUAGUUCUGUGUAACUUACGCCGAUGUCAGUUAUUUAAUGAUCGUCAUGAUCGUGUUAAAGUAAACCAUUUGUUAUUGUAUUUUUAUUUUAAACUCCAUUUUAAUUUUCAAGAUAUUAAAAGUCAGUUGACUGAAAAUCAUCUUGAGGUGCUUUAUAAAUGGUACAGUUUUUUCAUAUACAGUUACGCCUAAUGAAAUACUCACAGCUCUUUCCAUUUUGGUUAUAAUGGUUAGAUGUUCUGAAAGAUCAAAUAUGUAUUCUUGAAUACGUCCAUGUGUAUUCAGUGACAAAUCAGGAACAUUGAAAGCCAUCAUUAAAUUCCUGAUUAUUACGUCCAGAGGAACCUGCUCAGAAAUAAGCCAUCCCAUCGUUAACUACAGUAAACUUAUAUUUCUUGAUACUCUAAAAUUACUUAGGCUUUCCCAACUAUCACAUCGAAUGAUUACAUUUUUAUUUUGUUCUAUAUAAGGUAAACCGUUGUCAUAUGACUUACCUGUCGAUAAGAUGUUACAAAAUAUUAAAGAAAUCAUGUAUCAUAAUUGUUUUAUUUCUGAAUUCUGUUUUGUAUGGUGUGCAUGUAUAUAAUUUGUGUUUUGUUUUUUCAUCUGAUAGGUUAUUUUUCAUCCUGAAUUCUUAAGUUCUACCAAUCCACUACUACCGAUGGAUUAUGAAGAAUUUGUGCGAGGCUGUCAUUUAGGUGUUUUUCCAUCAUAUUAUGAACCAUGGGGUUAUACACCAGGUUUGAUUUUAUUUGUCUGAUGUCUGAAUUUUACUGACAAAUUUUAGUUUAACAGCUAGUUAUUUAAUCUUUUGAUUAUUCCCUAUAAUUUGUUGACUUUUCUUUUAAGAAUUAGUAUAACUAGAAUUAAUGAAUUAGUUAUUAUUCUUUCUUUCAUUAGAAAAUGUCUACCAGCCUGAUAGUGAAAUAAUUAUGGAAAACCAAUGUUGUCAGUGUCAACUGUUCUUUGUCUGAAAAGUUGCAGUAUAUAUUUCUUGAAUACAAACGUUACAAUCUGUUAAUGUUUUGAAUUCAUGUUAUUGAAUUGAAUACAGCAAAUAACAUUAAUGUCCUGUUUCAACCAAGCUAAAAGCUCAAAUAAUUAUUCUGUUUCAUUGGUUGUUUUCACCUUCCCAUUGAUGUUUAAGAUUGGAAUUGAUCAGUCUUUUUUGGCAUAUGUUUGUCCCUUACGGAUUGCAUCGAUAUUGCUAUUAAGUUACAAGUAUAGUAGUUUGAAUUGAAUGGUGAUUAACAGUGGAAUUCAAGAAGCAUGUUUCAUCCUUUUUAGAACACAUGGUUUGUUCAAUGAGCUGUAGUGACGAAAGUCUCAUUCGUUAUUAUGAUACUUAAAAAUGACAUGAUUUGGUGCAUUUUUAUCUAGUAAUUAUUCAAUAUUCUUGUAUAUUGUUUUUUUUUCAUUUAAGCUGAAUGCACCGUAAUGGGUAUUCCAUCAGUAACAACAAACCUUUCUGGAUUUGGCUGUUUCAUAGAAGAGCAUGUAGAAGAUCCCAAAUCGUAUGGAAUAUACAUUGUUGAUCGUCGUUUUCAAAGCUGUGAAGACAGUGUUCAACAGUUAACCAAGUAUUUGGUUGAGUUCUGUCAAUAUUCUCGCCGUCAACGUAUUGUUUUAAGAAAUCGUACCGAGCGAUUAAGUGAACUGUUGGAUUGGAAAAAUCUUUCCUGUUACUAUCAACGUGCCAGAUUAAUGGCUUUAAAGAGAUUCUCUCCAGAACUAUUCACAUCUAACAAUAAUGAUGAUACUUUAUCGACUCAUAGUUUUCAUCUUAGUCGACCAUAUUCAGCACCUGUAUCUCCAUCAUUAUCAGGACAAUCAACACCGUUGCGAAGUGCCGGUGCAAAUAGUUCAAAUCGUAGCAGUCCUACAUCACAUUUAGAUGAUGAUGAAGUUGAUGAUGACACAGAACGAUUAGAACUAGGUCUUGGUGCAGUAGAAAUCAAUGAUCCUGUACCUGGUUGAAGUACGAAAGCAAAAAAAAAUUCUAUCAAUAUUGAAGUAUAAAAUUAGAAUGUGACUAGUUUAUUUUCUUUCUUUAUUUCUUCUCUUUUCAUUAUUUACCAUUUAUUUUAUUUCUUUUUGUUCAUUUGUAAUUCAUUUAGAUCUUUGUUUUAAUGUGCAUAUUUUAUCAAUCUUAUAAUAUUGUUAUCAUCCUCUAUUGAUAAUAGUUUACACUGUACUAAUUUUCUACACUUCAUCAAUGAAUAUCAUUUGGACAUUUUGUAAAGUCAGAAUUUCUGAUCUCAUUUCACAUGUAUCAAUAAGAUUUAGAAUGAUAGAAAAUAUGAAUUUCAUUCAUUUU